AUGCACACUUGCUGCCCCCCAGUAACUUUGGAACAGGACCUUCACAGAAAAAUGCAUAGCUGGAUGCUGCAGACUCUAGCAUUUGCUGUAACAUCUCUCGUCCUUUCGUGUGCAGAAACCAUCGAUUAUUAUGGGGAAAUCUGUGACAAUGCAUGUCCUUGUGAGGAAAAGGACGGCAUUUUAACCGUGAGCUGUGAGAACCGAGGGAUCAUCAGCCUCUCUGAAAUCAGCCCUCCCCGUUUCCCAAUCUAUCAUCUCCUCUUGUCUGGAAACCUUUUGAACCGACUCUAUCCCAAUGAGUUUGUCAAUUAUACAGGGGCUUCGAUUUUGCAUCUGGGUAGCAAUGUAAUCCAAGACAUUGAGACGGGGGCUUUCCAUGGGCUGCGGGGUUUAAGGAGGUUGCAUCUGAACAAUAAUAAACUGGAACUUCUGCGCGAUGAUACCUUCCUUGGCUUGGAGAAUCUGGAAUACCUACAGGUCGAUUACAAUUACAUCAGUGUCAUUGAACCCAAUGCUUUUGGGAAACUGCAUUUGUUGCAGGUGCUUAUCCUCAAUGACAAUCUCUUGUCAGGUUUACCCAAUAACCUCUUCCGUUUUGUGCCCUUAACGCACUUGGACCUGCGGGGAAACCGACUGAAACUUCUGCCCUACGUGGGCCUGUUGCAGCACAUGGAUAAAGUGGUGGAGUUACAGCUGGAGGAAAACCCCUGGAAUUGCUCUUGCGAGCUGAUCUCUCUCAAGGAUUGGCUGGACAGCAUCUCUUACUCCGCCCUGGUCGGGGAUGUGGUUUGCGAGACACCCUUCCGCUUACAUGGCCGGGACUUGGACGAGGUAUCCAAGCAGGAACUUUGCCCGAGGAAACUUAUUUCAGACUAUGAGAUGAGGCCACAGACGCCUUUGAGCACCACGGGGUACUCGCACACCACCCCAGCCUCGGUGAAUUCCGUGGCUACUUCUUCCUCUGCUGUUUACAAACCCCCCUUGAAACCUCCCAAGGGGACCCGCCAACCCAACAAGCCCAGAGUGCGCCCCACCUCUAGGCAGCCCUCUAAGGACUUGGGCUACAGCAACUAUGGCCCCAGCAUCGCCUACCAGACCAAAUCCCCGGUGCCUUUGGAGUGUCCCACCGCGUGCACUUGCAACCUGCAGAUCUCUGACCUGGGCCUGAACGUCAACUGCCAGGAGCGCAAGAUCGAAAGCAUUGCCGAGCUGCAGCCCAAACCCUACAACCCCAAGAAGAUGUAUCUGACGGAGAACUACAUCGCCGUGGUGCGCAGGGCCGACUUCCUGGAGGCUAUGGGGCUGGACCUCCUGCACCUGGGUAACAACCGGAUCUCCACCAUCCAGGAUCGAGCCUUCGGGGAUCUCAGCAACCUGAGACGCCUUUACCUGAAUGGCAACCGGAUCGAGCGGCUGAGCCCAGAGUUGUUCUAUGGCCUGCAGAGCCUGCAGUAUCUCUUCCUGCAGUACAACCUCAUCCGCGAGAUCCAGUCUGGAACGUUCGAUCCGGUCCCCAACCUCCAGCUGCUAUUCCUCAACAACAACCUGCUGCAGGCCAUGCCGUCGGGGGUCUUCUCAGGCCUCACCCUGCUCCGGCUGAAUCUGAGGAGCAACCACUUCACCUCUCUGCCCGUCAGCGGCGUCUUGGACCAGCUGAAGGCGCUCAUCCAAAUCGACCUGCACGACAACCCGUGGGAGUGUACGUGCGAGGUGGUGGGCAUGAAGCUGUGGGUGGAGCAGCUCAAGGCGGGCGUCCUGGUGGACGAGGUGAUCUGCAAGGCGCCCAAGAAGUUCGCCGACACCGACAUGCGUGCCCUCAAGUCCGAGCUGCUGUGCCCGGACUACUCGGACGUGGUGGUGUCCACACCCACGCCCUCUUCCAUCCAGCUCCCUGCCAGGACCAGCGUGGGGACCCCCGCGGUGCGCCUGAACGGCACGGGCGCCCCCGCGGGCUUGGGGGCGGGCGGCGGCCGGGCGUCGUCGGUGCCCUUGUCGGUGUUGAUCCUCAGCCUGCUGCUGGUGUUCAUCAUGUCGGUCUUCGUGGCUGCCGGCCUCUUCGUGCUGGUCAUGAAGCGCAGGAAGAAGAGCCAGAGCGACCACACCAGCACCAACAACUCGGACGUGAGUUCCUUCAACAUGCAGUACAGCGUGUAUGACCCGCACGCCCACGUGCACCACCGCGGGCCCGCGCUGCCCAAGGUGAAGACGCCCGCGGGCCACGUGUACGAGUACAUCCCCCACCCCCUGGGCCACAUGUGCAAAAACCCCAUCUACCGGUCGCGGGAAGGCAACUCGGUGGAGGAUUACAAAGACCUGCACGAGCUCAAGGUCACCUACAGCAGCAACCACCACCUGCAGCAGCCGCCGCCGCCGCCGCCGCUGCAACCCCAGCCGCCGCCGCCGCCGCCGCUGCAGCUGCAGCCCGGGGACGAUGAGCGGCGGGAAAGCCACCACCUGCGGAGCCCCGCCUACAGCGUCAGCACCAUCGAGCCCCGGGACGAGCUGCUGGCGCCCGUGCCGGACGCGGACCGCUUCUACAGGGGCAUUUUAGAGCCUGACAAACACUGCUCCAGCACCCCCGCGGGCAACAGCCUCCCGGAGUACCCCAAAUUCCCCUGCAGCCCUGCUGCUUACACUUUCUCCCCCAACUAUGACCUGAGACGCCCCCAUCAGUAUUUGCACCCGGGGGCCGGGGACAGCAGGCUGCGAGAACCGGUGCUCUACAGCCCCCCGAGCGCUGUCUUUGUAGAACCCAAUCGGAACGAGUAUCUGGAGUUAAAAGCUAAACUAAACGUUGAGCCGGACUACCUCGAAGUGCUGGAAAAACAGACCACAUUCAGUCAGUUCUAA
Messenger RNA from Dipodomys ordii (Ord's kangaroo rat), 2850 nucleotides. RefSeq names its product SLIT and NTRK-like family, member 5 (gene Slitrk5). The coding region runs from base 1 to 2850 and encodes 949 amino acids. NCBI's taxonomy places the organism in Eukaryota, Metazoa, Chordata, Mammalia, Rodentia, Heteromyidae. The record is from RefSeq and is a predicted model, not a curated record. Gene Ontology annotation, cellular component: membrane. Gene Ontology annotation, biological process: regulation of presynapse assembly; positive regulation of synapse assembly; axonogenesis. Gene Ontology annotation, molecular function: protein binding. The transcript has 2 exons.